GGGGAGCCCCCGCCGACCGCCCCGCCGCACCGAGGGGCCCCCGGCACGGAGCAAGGGCAGAGCAUGGCCCCAGCCCUCCCACUGCUGCUGCUGCUCUGGCUGUUCGUCCCCAGCGCGGUCCCGGAGGUGUUUGGCCCCGGAGAUGGCACAGAGGACCUCAAGGCUCUGCAGGUCUCCAUCCCUCGGCAGCCGGCCCUGGACGCCGUGCUGGCAGGCGACAUCACCAUCCCCUGCCUCAUCACCUACCUCGGCCCCAAGCCCACCGCCGGCACGGGCGGCCGCCGGGCCGUGCUGGGAACGCCCCGGGUCAAAUGGACCUUCAUCUCUGAGGGCAGGGAGGUGGAGAUCUUGGUAGCCCGGGGGGACAGGGUGAAGGUGAGCGAGGAUUAUCGGCUGCGAGCCUCGCUGCCCAUCUUCCACCAGCGCUACACCAACGCCUCGCUGCUGCUCACCGAGCUGCGCCCCAACGACUCGGGCAUCUACCGCUGCGACGUGCAGCACGGCAUCGAGGACGGCCACGACAUCCUGCACCUCAAAGUCAAAGGGGUGGUGUUUCACUACCGGGAGGGCUCCAUGCGCUACGCCUACACCUUUGCCGAGGCGCAGGAGGCUUGUGCCCGCAUCGGCGCCAGCAUCGCCACCCCCGAGCAGCUCUACGCCGCCUACCUGGGCGGCUACGAGCAGUGUGACGCCGGCUGGAUCGCCGACCAGACCGUCAGGUACCCCAUCCAGACACCCCGCGAGGCCUGUUAUGGGGACAUGAAUGGCUUCCCUGGGGUGAGGAACUACGGAGUGGUGGACCCAGAGGACAUGUACGAUGUGUACUGCUACGCUGAGGACCUCCCAGGGGAGAUCUUUUUGGAGACAGCCCCGGGCAGGUUCACGCUGGAGGAGGCGGCGCAGCGCUGCCGGGCGCUGGGCGCGGCGCUGGCCAGCCCGGGCCAGCUGUACGCGGCCUGGAACGCGGGGCUGGACGCCUGCAGCCCCGGCUGGCUGGCUGACGGCAGCGUCCGCUACCCCAUCGUCACCCCCCGGGAGCGCUGCGGAGGGGCUCUGCCGGGCGUCAAAACCAUCUUCCUCUUCCGAAACCAGACGGGAUUCCCCGAUGCGCAGAGCAGAUACGAUGCGUACUGUUUCCGAGAAGGGACAAACUCUUUCCCUGAGGCUGCAGGAAAAUACCAAGCCCAAGAGGCCGAGGAGAAUCUCCUCCAGGAGAUUGUCACAGUGGCAGAAAAGCUGGAGGAGCUGCAGCUGCCCAGAGCGCACGUGGAGAUUGAGUCGCGAGGGGCUGUUUACGCCGUCCCUUUCUUUGAGGACGCUGAUCUGGGAAAGCCAAGCCAGUCCCCUGAAGAUGCACUGGGGCCGGGGGCCUGGCACCCCCCACUAGCUACCUCUGUGUCCUCAGAGGAGGAGCGGGGAGCAGCGCCGGGCAGGGGCUCCGGCAGCGCAUCGGCGGAGACCCCGCGCGGGGGGCGAGCCCCCGGCCAGCCCACGGAGCCAGAGGGAGCCACGGCUGCCCCAGCAGAGAGCCGAGAGCCCGGCGGGCGCCGGGGGGGCCCCUCGCCCGCGGCCCCUGGGGACAGGAGCACUGUCCCCGCAGUGACACCCGAGCUGCCCGGCAGCAGCAGCGCUCCGGCACCGAGAGGAGAGGGCGCUGAGGAGGAGGAGGAGGAGGAAGAAGAGCAACCCGCCCCCUCCAUUGCAAGCGUGGAGGGUUUCCUUGCAGCCGUUCCUGGAGAAGCAGGUGGCUGUGUCCCCAACCCCUGCUUGAACGGAGGGACCUGCGUGGAGGACGGCGCCCAGCUCACCUGCCUGUGCCUGCCUGGCUAUGGAGGCAGCAGCUGUGAGAGACCCCUGAGGAGCUGCAGCCCGGGCUGGGACAGCUUCCAGGGCUCCUGCUACAACCACUGGGUCACACUGGCCCUGAGGAGCUGCAGCCCGGGCUGGGACAGCUUCCAGGGCUCCUGCUACAAGCACUUCUCCACCCGGAGGAGCUGGGAGGACGCAGAGACCCAGUGCAGGCACCACGGGGGGCACCUGGCCACCAUCCUGACCCCCGAGGAGCAGGACUUCAUCAACGGGGGGCAGCCCCCGCCCCAGCUCUACGAGAACUGGCACCCCGGGCAGCCCGACAGCUACUUCCUCUCGGGGGAGAACUGCGUGGUCAUCGUGUGGCACGAUGGGGGCCAGUGGAGCGACGUGCCCUGCAACUACCACCUGUCCUACACCUGCAAAAUGGGGCUGGCUCUGCCACUUUACCGCCCCAACCCUGCGGGAGGCGCCCCCUCCCACCCCGCCUGCCGCUCUCUGCCCAGCCGCUGA
Molecule: messenger RNA, 2322 nt
Organism: Ficedula albicollis (Collared flycatcher)
Lineage: Eukaryota; Metazoa; Chordata; Aves; Passeriformes; Muscicapidae
Gene: BCAN
Product: brevican
Exons: 15
Coding region: 64-2322 (752 amino acids)
Biological process (GO): cell adhesion
Molecular function (GO): hyaluronic acid binding
Source: RefSeq, a predicted model, not a curated record